AACAACGGAGCCGAGCCGGAGCUGAAGCCGGCAAAGUGUUUAUUACGUCCGGUGUGUCGGCUUUCCCAUAACUAAUCCCACAAUGGUUUUCCACGUGUCCUUUUUAACCCCUUCUCUUGACGGCCGACUUCUCCGUCAACUCUCUCUCCGUUUUUCUCCGUCAACCGAUAAAUUUAUAUAUCUAUAUCGUAAAAAACGCCGGUCAACUACCCCCUCUCUUUCUCUCUCUAAAUUUCCCCUUCUCUCUCUCUACAACCACCACAAUCUCUUUCUCUCUCUCUUUCUUGUUAAAUCUCCGUUAGGUUUCCGUCACUUAUCAAAUCCCGGCUACCAGAUCCGUUAGCUUUCCGUCUAUUAUCAAAUCUCCGGCCACAGAUCCGUUAGUUUUCCGUUUCUUAUCUAAUCUCCGGCCACCAGAUCGGUUAGGUUUCCGAUAUUUAUUGAAUCUCCGGCCACCAGAUCCGUUAGUUUCCGGUUUUAUUCAAUCGCCGGCGGUAACCAGAUCUGUUAGGUUUCCGAUAUGGAAGAUGAUGAAGAAACUCACUCACAUCAAUCCGUCGGAUCCGGAUCUAGAUCUGGAUCUGAAGAUUCGCAGCGUUCUAAUCCGCGGAUCUCCGUCACGGUGGCGUCCGCCGCACCUCCGCAGAACACGUUGACCUUAGCGCUACCGAUUCAGCAACCGCGUACCGUCGCCGGCGGCGGAGGUGGUGGCGGAGGAGGUGGAACAGGAGGAGGAGGAGGUAGAGAGGAUUGUUGGAGCGAAGGUGCAACCGCGGUGUUGAUAGACGCGUGGGGAGAACGCUACCUGGAGCUGAGCAGGGGGAAUUUGAAGCAGAAACACUGGAAAGAGGUUGCGGAUAUUGUUAGUAGUCGAGAGGAUUAUUUGAAGACUCCGAAGACGGAUAUUCAGUGUAAGAAUCGGAUCGAUACGGUGAAGAAGAAGUAUAAGCUUGAGAAGGCGAAGAUUGCGACCGGUGGUGGACCUAGUAGUUGGAGGUUUUACGAUCGGUUGGAUCAGCUUAUCGGUCCUAUGGCGAAUGCAAAAAACAAUUUGUCGUCGUCUACUCCGCCUUUGAGAGCGGUUCCGGUUGGGAUUCCUGUUGGUGUUAGAUCGGCUCCUGUUCAGAGUUUGAGGCUUAAACAACAACAGGAACGACAACAACAGCUACAACAGCAGCAACAGCUUCAACUGCAGCAACAACAGCAGCAACUUCGCUUGCAACAGCAACAACAACAACAGCAGAAGCUUGAACAGCAGCGAAAGCGUAUGCGUCCGCCUCCCGCGUACUCCGAGUCAUCAGAAUCUGAACCAGAUGCGUCACCAGACUCGCCAGAAUCGGAUCCCUACGAGCAGAAACGAAUUAAAGUUCCAAUCCCAUUCAAUGCGAGGUCAAAUUCUAGGCAGCAGCAGCAACAGCAGCAGAACAAAGGACGGGGAUCGAAAGAGAAGAAUUGGGGAGAUUCGGUUAGGGAAUUGACGAAGGCGAUCAUGAAAUUUGGGGAAGCGUAUGAGCAGGCGGAGAGCUCGAAGCUGCAACAGAUGGUGGAGAUGCAGAAGCAAAGUAUGAAGUUUGCGAAGGAGCUUGAAUUGCAAAGAAUGCAGUUUUUUAUGAAGACACAGUUGGAGUUGUCACAGCUGAAGCAGAGUAGAAGAAAUGUGGAGAACAAUAACAGCAAUCAUAAUCAUAAUCAUAAUCAUCACAGCAGUAACCAUAACACUAUAAACCACAAUGAUCACAGUGAUGAUAGCAAUAACUGAUGUAGGGUGUUUUAAGAGAGCAACAAACUGGCUUAUUAAUUAAUUAUGACCCUCUUUAAGGGUGUUUAGGGAGAUGUAUGUAAUUGAAUUUGCUUGCGUUAGUUUCAUGAAUUUCGAUUGAUACCCUUUUGAGCUUGGGAAUAUCCGGUUCAUGGUCUUUCUUUUGCAGGUAUGUUUGUUCAUCAAGCAUCUUUGUUUAAAGGUUUAGGCUUGAUACGUGAUUUUGAUGACACAGCAAUGGUUAGUCAUUUUACCUCCUCCGUUUCAUUGGUAUGAUCAUCACACAAGCAGCAACUUACUGUUUUGUGGAUUUUUGAUAUGUUAAAAGGGGUAGGCAAGUAUUCUGAUGA
Molecule: messenger RNA, 2109 nt
Organism: Helianthus annuus (common sunflower)
Lineage: Eukaryota; Viridiplantae; Streptophyta; Magnoliopsida; Asterales; Asteraceae
Product: trihelix transcription factor ASIL2
Exons: 1
Coding region: 521-1759 (412 amino acids)
Cellular component (GO): nucleus
Molecular function (GO): transcription cis-regulatory region binding
Source: RefSeq, a predicted model, not a curated record